CGGAAUUACCAAGGAAGACGGACGACGUUGACUUCGCCACUGAAGUCUGCUCGGAGGUCAGUCAGCAAUGGAGCGAUCGAGAUUGACUGAAGGGGCAGGUGGAGGGGUAGGUGAGAUGGUGGCAUCUCGUGGUCAGCGUGAAGAAGGCGUCUUCGCGCAUGGAACAACACAUGUGGAGCUUCUACAGCAGAUAGGCUUAUCAGAGAAUCUUCAACAUCAAGCAGAGGAAUGGGUGGCUGAGCUGGAAAACACGCAGCAGCAUAUGCAACAGAUUGUGGGAGACUUGGCCUCCGUGGCCCGGGCUGGGUCGGUGGUGGAUUGGGGGGGUUCUACCAUGUCCACAUGGCUGGAGGACAAGUGCCAGCAGCUGUCAACUAUCCUCUGGCAGAUUGUGGAGGAUCCAGAACUGGAGCCUUUUGUAGAUUGGCAGCGGGCUGACACUCUGAUAAUGAAUUGUAACAUGAUCUACAGCGACGGAGUUGAUUACUACGAUGAAUUGAAGGAGAGGCUGUCAAGUGAAACAUCUACGAAGGCGCGUGAGACUAUGAUUUCAGCAUCAGCGACAAUCAACACGAUGGCGCCUACUUCGCUACUUCCAUCUGCAGCAGUACCGGUGACGUAUCUACCAUUAUCAACAUCAGCAACGAAAACUUCGUUUCAAAUGACGGCAACAAGGUUUGCGGACGUGGCUACCCACAAGACUGCCAGCUGCUACAACGACAACAAUAACAAAAAUUACAAAAGCAACGACGCUGUGGUAAGGGCGAUUGGACAUCCUCUCCCCCCCCCCUUUUUCCCUCCCUUCUUCCUUGCCUUCUCGUGCUUUUUUGGGGUUGACGGGGGGGGAAGGGCGAUUGGGCAGGUCGAAUGGAUUGUUCGGCAGACCAGAAGGGUGGGCGGGGGAGCGAGAAGUGAGAUGGUGGAGUAAAGGGGUGGGAUAGCGACUGUCAGAUCGCCCAGGGGGACAGGGUGGCAUGUGACUGGUCUGUUUUGCCAUCCGACGCUGGCCACGUGGCAACAGGGCGGGUAGGGUUUGCCCUGGUGAUCGAUCAGCAGUAUGUCAUGUGGAAUAUAUGAUUUUAACUUUUAGUGUUUCCGUAAUCUGGUCACGUGGCAGGCGGCUACUCACAAGACUGUCGGUUGCUACAACAACAACAAUAAUAAAAGUAACAAAAGCAUUGAUACUGU
Molecule: messenger RNA, 1188 nt
Organism: Chara braunii
Lineage: Eukaryota; Viridiplantae; Streptophyta; Charophyceae; Charales; Characeae
Source: the annotation of a GenBank genome assembly